Messenger RNA from Paramuricea clavata, 880 nucleotides. NCBI's taxonomy places the organism in Eukaryota, Metazoa, Cnidaria, Anthozoa, Malacalcyonacea, Plexauridae. The record is from the annotation of a GenBank genome assembly.
AUGUUGAUACACGAUGGUGAUACCUAUCUUUGGACCGGUUCCUUGGCAGACUUAAAGUGCUUUGUUGAUGAAAUUUUAAAUCUUAAAGGGAAGUGGAGCUCUCCAGGAGGCGAAGCGAAGCUGUUUUGUGCUACAAAGCCUGACUUUGUUAUUAAAUGGUUUGGCUGGCGGUCCCAGAAACUUGUGAUUCAAGUAGACAGUGCUGAGAACUUUUUAACACAGAAGUUUGAGAGCUUGGUGAACAAGAGUAAAGGAAACAAAGCUGAUAGCAAGAAUGGUACUGAUGGAGUGAUUGUUAGCGAUGGCGAUACAGCACAGCACAUCCUGCUGUACUGGAGGUAUGUAAAUGUUCCUGCUCUGUCGAUCUAGAGGGCUUGAAAUAACAAUUUUAGAAUCGCGAUUAUUUGCCGCAAUUUCCAAAAAUGAGCUUGAAUCAGAUAUUGAUCUGCUCAGAGUUAAACAGAAAGAAUCGGAAGCCGCUAUAAGACGCCAAGACGAUGUGAUUUGUACUCUUAACGAAGAGAAUCAAUUCCUUAAAGCAAGGCUGUUGGCUCUUGAAGAGUCGUUUCUCAAGAUAACUUAUAAUGUCAAUAAAGACAAAGAACCUGGCUCAUCAGUUUACAAAGCUAAAAGUAUUGACAAAGCGGCCGCUUUUCAUGCCAGUGAACAAUCUAACAAAAGUAACCUCAGCUCAAUUAACACUGAAUUAUUUAAUACCUCUCAUGACAAUAGUCUUGCUCGGCAUAAUAACAACGGACAAUGCAAUGCCGAUGAUUUGAAUAAUAAUCAAAUUGACCUUGCAAAUGAUGAUGCUGUGUUUUCCUCAAAACAGCAGAAUAAAAAUAAUACACACAAAGGCUUAAAUUCGAACUUGAAAUCG